Messenger RNA from Pecten maximus, 2295 nucleotides. RefSeq lists its product as uncharacterized. The coding region runs from base 1 to 2295 and encodes 764 amino acids. Lineage: Eukaryota; Metazoa; Mollusca; Bivalvia; Pectinida; Pectinidae. The transcript has 5 exons. Gene Ontology annotation, molecular function: protein dimerization activity. The record is from RefSeq and is a predicted model, not a curated record.
AUGUCUCACAAAGACGGAUUCUACGUGAAAAAGCUUUCCAAAAGGGAUGCAUUGGGAACAAAGAAACUAACAGAUUUGUUCAGCAAGAAACCAAGGACGGACACAAAUGACAACCAGGCCGGCAGUGGACUUUCAAACGAAGUUGAGUCGUCCGAUUUAGACGAAGAAAGGGCAAGUGCCAGCUGCAGUACGUCAUGUACGUAUACGUCGUCAGAUAUGAGACUGUUUUCGUCCGAGAAGUACGAAUCAAAGUAUCAGUGGCUUUACUUUAGUUUCCCAAAAAGAGGCUAUAUGUGUAAAUUAUGUGAAUAUUUUGGGCGAAAUAGCGUCUUCACAACUGGAACCGGUCUCGGUGACCACCCAACAAGACUACUAGAAUCUCACGAGAACAGUAAGGCUCAUACAGAUGCAGAGGAGAUGAGAUUGGCUUCUAGAAGUACCACUGUCAAUGUGCAUCGAUUAUUGAAUGAACAGCCCCUUUCAAAAAAGGAUACUAAUCGAGAAGUUGUCAAGAAACUUCUGCAAUGUGCAAAUUUUCUGAUUAGAAGAAGGUGGGCCCUUUCGGACAAUUUUGAACUUUUUGUGAAGUUUGUAGCCCAAUUAGGCGUUGAAGAGCUGAUGAACCAUAUCCAAACUGCUCCAGCAAAUGCAAGAUACUUGUCAUCAUUUUCUGUCCUUGAUAUUCUAGAUACUAUGAGCAUGUACUUAGAGUCAGAUAUUUUGGAAUCGCUCAGAGGUGAGAAAUUUUUUACACUACUUGCUGAUGAAAGCACGGAUGAAUCAGGGAGAGAACAGUUUGCACUGUUUGGGAAAUGGUCUUUCCAUGGGGAUAUAAGUGAGCAUUUCCUGGGAAUAGUGCACAUCAACAAAACUGAUAGCCUGACACUCACAGAUGCCAUUCAAAGAUUUUUCUUGGCCAAAGGAGUAUCAUUGGAAAACCUGCGUUUUGUUGCAUUCGACGGUACCAAUUCAAUGAGUGGCUGUAAUACAGGUGUUCAGCGAAGGUUGCGAAAUGUUUCACCUCUGUCUGUCUACAUGAACUGCAGGGCUCACAAACUUGCUCUGGUCAUGGUGCAUUUGAUGAAGAUCAAGGAGUAUGAUAUCCUACAACAAGUGGAUUCCUGUUUGUUAGGUUUAUGGAAACUCUUUGAAUACAGCCCAAGGAAGUUUGAAAUAUUCAGGUCGGUGCAAGCUGCGUAUGGGAAACAACCGCUGCAUCUCAUCAAAGCAGCAACUACAAGAUGGCUGUCACAUGGUCUGGCUUGUGAGCGUGUUGUGGAUAGAUAUAGUGAACUAGUGGACUGUCUUGAUGCGCUCUAUGAUGACAGAAAAGAACCUGAAGUUUUCGGACUUUGUUCAGUGCUUCUCAAGAAAAAAGUCACCAGUAUGAUUUUCUUGCUGAGUGAUGUCCUCAGGAUUCUGAAUGAGCUUAGCUUAUUCCUCCAAAGAGCUGACAUGAAUUUUAAUGACAUUCCUCACCAGGUCAAAAACAUUGUAGAUCAUUUAGACAACCUCAUGGUUCUUUACGAAGAGCGAGCUUCACAUCAGAAUCUGAAAUUCUCCAAGAUUGAUGAUGCAUAUUUGAUUAUUCUUGAACGCACAUCUUUACAACAAAGACGACGUGAAGGUGCGCAUGCACAAACAGCUGCAACAUAUAGUCCCGAAGAUUUCCUUAGGGAAACUGGCUUUCCAUUCAUCAGGUCACUAAGAAGUGAGCUAGAAGAUCAGUUUGUAUGCUCUCCUGUUCUAAAGGCAUUUGGAGUCUUGGAUCCAAGGAACAUGCCAGAGAAUAUUUGUGAUCUGAGCAAUUAUGGAAAGACUGGCAUUGAGACACUGGCCAACAUGUAUGGAACUUCAAAGUCAGACACUUUUAAAGGCCACACAAAAGUUGUACCUGCAGAUUUUGACUCCCCUCAGGCGGUAAUGGGAGAAUUUGAAGCUUUCAAAUCCCACAUGUUUGUGGAGAGACAAAACAUGCAGAGGAGAGAUGAUGAGAUAUCUACGACAUCCCUCUACAGAGUCAUGAAGAAGGAUAAGAUUCUGUCAGAGCUAUAUCCUCGGAUGAUACAGCUGUUGGGGAUAGCCGUAUUGAUACCAUGCUCAACUGCAUCUGUGGAACGUGGUUUUAGUCUGAUGAACUCUCUUUGUACAAAUUCCAGGAAUCGUCUUGGUCAGGGGUCACUUGAUGCACUGAUGAGGAUAUGUUCCGAGGGAAAAGAGGAAUUUUCCAAAUAUGAUUUGGAAAAAAUGGUGGACAUAUUCAAAAAUAAGAAAGAGAGAAGGCUUGAUCUUUAA